AUGAAACCUAAUUCUCUCGAUUGGAAUAUCGGGAAUGGAGAAGGCGUAGGGAGUGAUGCAUGGGCUUCUGGUUCUUCUUUUAAUCCUAAAGCCGAAGAGCCAAAUUCUUUUUUAAAUGCACUUGCACAUUAUUUUGUCAAUUCUCAAAGUAGAACAUCAGAAAAUCAUAUAUCACGUGCAGAUGGGAUAGCAUUUGCAGAACAAUAUAGAUCUAUUACUUUUAGUAUUCUAACUGACUCAGAUACGCCUUUAUCUACAGGUCGUAUCCAUGAACUCAUAUCAAAGUCACAUCCAUCGCUCGCUCAGUUACUUGAUCAACGCAAAUCAACAUCAUGCAUGGCAAAAUCGCUAGUCGAAGAUCCACAAAAAAGAUUUUUGAAAUUUCAAUCAGAAGUAAACAAAAAGUCAGCUACAUACUUUGGCAUAGUUGGAAAAGUUUAUAAUCAAGAGGAAUGGACUAUUAAACAUCUUCCUGAAAAAUCAGAAAACCAAUCACAUACAAAUGAUCUAAAACAAGCCGAAUUAAUUAGAGAGUUUGUUAAAUCAAUGCUCAUGCAACGAGGAAAUACACCACUAACUACUAAUCAGAUUGCUGCUCUCAUUAAAGAGCAAAAUUUCGAAUUAUCAAAUUUAAUUGAAUCUAAAAAUCGAAAUUACCUGGUAAAAACGCUUAGAAGGGAUCCAAAAAAGCGCUUCACGAUUACUAAAGGUGCUGGUGGAUGUGCUUCUUUUUCUCUAAGUUAA
Molecule: messenger RNA, 744 nt
Organism: Trichomonas vaginalis G3
Lineage: Eukaryota; Parabasalia; Trichomonadida; Trichomonadidae
Exons: 1
Coding region: 1-744 (247 amino acids)
Source: RefSeq, a predicted model, not a curated record